AUGUUAUCAUCUGAAAGCGAUUCUCCAAUCGACUUCGACACCAGUGGAAGCGACUCUGUCCCGGAUCAGCUCGACGGACCGGUGCUGUCACUAGAAUCACCAUUAAAGCAAUCUGACGGCCCUCCCAUUGUGGAUGACAACCUAGUGGUGGAAAGUAACGUGUCAGACCAUGCGGCUGUUGAUUCCACUAGUAGUGACUCCAAGCAACAAGAAGAACAGCAGCAUAGGACUGUUAGACCAUCAACUCUUACACAAGACGACUGUAUGACGCUUGCACAGGAGGAGGAUGAGGCAAAGAAGACGAUAAGACGGGAAGCUCAAGAGGCGAUCAAGUCAUUCUACGAUGAGCGUCAAUGCCGCAUAGAGGAAAACAAAAAGAAUAAUCUCGCCGAGAUGGAAAAAAUUGAAUCCAGUAAACUGCGAAUGUUGGACAAAGCCGCGAGCAACAAAAC
Perkinsus marinus ATCC 50983 is the source of this 452-nucleotide messenger RNA. RefSeq lists its product as hypothetical. Gene Ontology annotation, biological process: vesicle-mediated transport; intracellular protein transport. The record is from RefSeq and is a predicted model, not a curated record. Gene Ontology annotation, molecular function: structural molecule activity. NCBI's taxonomy places the organism in Eukaryota, Perkinsozoa, Perkinsida, Perkinsidae. Gene Ontology annotation, cellular component: clathrin coat of coated pit; clathrin coat of trans-Golgi network vesicle. The annotation marks the transcript as partial. The transcript is spliced from 4 exons.